AUGCCUCUACGAAUGAGCAAGUGGCGAGACGGAGGGCUAUCAGUUACGUCACAGGGUAAGGCGAAGACGACUCGUAAAUUUGCGCAAGUUAAACGUCUACUUAGCCCAAAGGAUGCUCGUUUAAAAGAAAACAAGUUGAAGCAAAGAAAGAAGGAGGAAGAGGAGCGCGAGAAGGCUGUCAAGAGGAUCCCACAACUUCCGUCGUCACUCUUCUUGCAGCACAAUACUGCACUUUCACCACCCUACAGAGUCUUAAUAGACACCAAUUUCAUAAAUUUCAGUCUGCAGAACAAGCUUGAUCUGGUUAGUGGGAUGAUGGAUUGUUUGUAUGCAAAGUGUAUACCUUGUGUGACGGAUUGUGUACUGGCUGAGCUGGAGAAGCUUGGCCCACGUUACCGCAUCGCGUUGCGCAUAGCACGCGACCCGCGGUUUGAGCGUCUCGCAUGUACGCACCAAGGCACCUAUGCGGACGAUUGUCUCGUACAACGUGUUACGGCGAGUCGGUGUUACAUCGUGGCGACGUGCGACAGAGAACUGCGCCGCCGUAUUCGCAAAGUGCCUGGUGUCCCUCUCAUGUACAUUGUAAGACGGAGGUAUGCGAUUGAACGGCUUCCAGAUCAGGGCGCUCCUGUUUAGUCGCCAAUCUUGUGGUCUUCGUAGCGGAGAAUGGAAGGGGUGUGUUGCCAGGAGGUCGAAAUAUUUCUGUAGCUUACUGUACUUUUUGUCUAAUUUUACGAAUUUAAGCCUCAUUGUAUAGCUUCUUUAGGAAGGCAGGGCCCAUAACGGUUGCUUUCUUGUCGACUUCGUCCAACGUAUUGCUCCGAUAGCUAGCUCUGGCCCGCUCUCUGUCCGAUACAUGCGACCUCGCACGCUAUAUGCGAUCGCCGCAGCACGCAGCACACUAACCCGUUCCUGAAGCGGAUAUUCAAUGUGUGUAAGUGGAUAAUCUUACGGGGUGGCGAUGUUCGGCUGCCAUCACGAACGACUCUCGGAAGAACGAAUGUUGCUUUUAGGUCGUUCCGGGACUGAAUAAAGAC
Fomitiporia mediterranea MF3/22 is the source of this 1037-nucleotide messenger RNA. Its product is annotated as Fcf1-domain-containing protein. Gene Ontology annotation, cellular component: nucleolus; small-subunit processome. NCBI's taxonomy places the organism in Eukaryota, Fungi, Basidiomycota, Agaricomycetes, Hymenochaetales, Hymenochaetaceae. The record is from RefSeq and is a predicted model, not a curated record. The coding region runs from base 1 to 636 and encodes 211 amino acids. The transcript has 6 exons.